AUGAUUAAAACAAGAACAAAACCUGUUUGUAAAACUCACUUUAAUUUAUCAUCUAAACAAAUAAGCAGAUAUAGAAAAUAUAUACUGAAUUUAGUUAAUCGAAAAUGGAUGAAAUAAGUAGAUGAUGUUUCAACGGAUAAAUAAAAAAUAAGAUUUACUGAGAAUAAAGUACAUCAUUUUGUUCCAUCAGAUACAAUGAUAAAGAAAGUGAUAAAAUUUGAUUGUUAUCCAAAGAAAGGAAUUCUGAAAACUAAAUGA
Molecule: messenger RNA, 258 nt
Organism: Paramecium pentaurelia
Lineage: Eukaryota; Ciliophora; Oligohymenophorea; Peniculida; Parameciidae
Source: the annotation of a GenBank genome assembly